AUGAGACCCGACUGCGAGGAUAUCCGAGAGCACUUGUGGGUGAACAAGUCUGACAUUACGCUCCUCCCGGAGACGCAGACAAUCUUCGGCGUCAUCUACUCGGUGUUUAUUACAUUCGGAGUAGUCGGCAACCUCCUCGUCAUCCUCUCCGUACUCCAAAAUAAAUCGUUGCAAUCGGUUAGGAAUGUUUUUAUCGUAUCCCUCUCCUGCUCGGACAUUGUCGUCUCAGUGGUCUCCGGCUCGAUCACGCCGAUUACAGCCUUUUCAAAGAUUUGGCUGUUCGGCGCCCAGCUGUGCUAUUUGGUGCCCUUGAUACAGGGUACUUCUCUAUGCUUUUCCACCCUGACGUUAAUGGCCAUUUCGAUAGAUCGGUUUUUCCUAAUCAUAUUCCCAACAAAAAGGCAUAUCCGAAUGUCAACAGCGAUGAAGCUGGUAGCCUUCAAUGCCGGUCUAGCCAUGUCCAUAUCUUUCCCCAUGUUUAUCAAGCAAAGAUUGGUCAUCUACGAGAACUUCUGCGGGGAGAUCUGCACUGAAGAUUGGGAGGACAACGAGCAGCUGAGGACCGUAUACGGCACUGUCGUCUUUGUCAUCCAGUUCAUCUUCCCGCUCGUGAUCAUCACCUUUUGCUACUCGAUGAUAUCGAUCAAGCUCAGCAAGGGCGUUCUCGUCCGAGCAGAAGAAGGAAUUCUCACGGAGCAGCGCAAAAAUGCCAUGAAAAGGCGGUUACGAACAAACCGGAUGUUGAUUGCCAUGGUCGGCGUCUUCUUCUGCUGUUGGAUGCCGGCAGUGGCGUUCAACUUCUUGAGAGACUACAACUGGUUGCCGCGCUUCAUCGUGAAGCAGAUCUACUUCUACGGCAUUGUGACGCACUGUAUUUCGAUGAGCUCAACAGUCUGGAACCCCAUCCUGUACGCCCUCCUCAACGAGCAGUUCCGGAUCGCGUUCAGCAACCUUCUACGGUCUUGCCGAAAUCGCGACAACUCCAUGAAGGGGCAUCUGACCAGGAGUACUAUGAUGUUAGCCAAUGUCUGCAAGCAGCAAACAUUCGUCACCGGGACCUCGUUCGUCCGGCGGAACUGCUCGCAGUCGUCGAUACCCCUCAAGACAGAUGCUUCGGAUGAGCUGCUAAACCCGACCACAAGAUCGAUGAGCCCAAGGGUCGAGCGGCAACGCUCGACGAACUCGCUGAACAUCUCCUAUCCCUCGUACACAGAU
Mesorhabditis spiculigera is the source of this 1215-nucleotide messenger RNA. Lineage: Eukaryota; Metazoa; Nematoda; Chromadorea; Rhabditida; Rhabditidae. The record is from the annotation of a GenBank genome assembly.